AUGAUUGCUACACCUAUAAGAUUAGCGAAGAAUGCGUAUGAGCCGAUGAUAAAAUUUGUUGGUGCAAGACAUCCCUUAGUGAAGCACGCAGCAGAAAUCGUUGUUCAUCCAUGCGCUACCAACGGAAUGUUACCUGGAAGCAAAGAGUGUAUUCCAGUAGGUAAAUUCAUGGAAAACUAUAAGCCAUUUCGUGUGGUGCCAAUAAAGCAUAGUGCUAGGACUAGUCUCAACUCUUCGAAGGCCUCCGCAUUCAUUGACAGGCCAUUGGAGAAAGAUGAGCUUGCUUCCAUUUUCGAGUUACCUGCCAGGUUUCGGUACAAGCCCAUUAAUGAGAACGAGCUAGAAAGCAUAAAUAGCGGUGGUGCAUGGUGA
Molecule: messenger RNA, 372 nt
Organism: Saccharomyces paradoxus
Lineage: Eukaryota; Fungi; Ascomycota; Saccharomycetes; Saccharomycetales; Saccharomycetaceae
Gene: KGD4
Product: alpha-ketoglutarate dehydrogenase subunit KGD4
Exons: 1
Coding region: 1-372 (123 amino acids)
Biological process (GO): 2-oxoglutarate metabolic process
Source: RefSeq, a predicted model, not a curated record